UUAGAUAGAAAAAGAAGUCGUCCAAACAAAGAUACAACGAUGAAGACGAUGAACAGAAGAAGAAUGUUUACAAGGAAUAAGAGAAUAGCCAUAGAGAAAGACUAUGAUAUUGAUUUACUUUUGAGCAUCGACCAUGCAGAGGGCUUAGACAACCCUAGCACCUAUCCUUCAGUAACCACCAGGGAUUACCGUGUUGUAUUUUGGGUUCACCCAGAUGAUCAACUUGCAACAUCUCGCGAUCUAGGCUCUCCAGAUCCUGUAUGGAACCAGAAGUGUCGUAUGAAGUUAGACAAGUCCAGGGAUUGCAAGUUUUUGUAUGUUGAGGUGCUUAGGUAUGGAUCCUCCUCUGAGAGUAACCCAGGAACCUCUAAUGGCAUAAGCUUGGUGGGUAGGGCUCAGAUACCUCUACCGAACUUGUCAAGUAAAACUGAUGGCCGCUAUGGACUUGUGAGGCCUAAAGAGGAUGGAUAUAAGGCUGAGGGACACAUUACUCUGUCAAUGAAAUUGGUGAAGAUAGAUAUAAUAUAACGAGCGAAGGCCAAUGAUGAAAUUAUAGCUACAAUGACAUCUUC
Populus trichocarpa (black cottonwood) is the source of this 572-nucleotide messenger RNA. RefSeq lists its product as uncharacterized. NCBI's taxonomy places the organism in Eukaryota, Viridiplantae, Streptophyta, Magnoliopsida, Malpighiales, Salicaceae. The transcript has a single exon. Bases 40 to 528 code for a protein of 162 amino acids. The record is from RefSeq and is a predicted model, not a curated record.